UACCUGGCGGCCGUGCUGGAGUACCUGACGGCCGAGAUCCUGGAGCUGGCGGGCAACGCGGCCCGCGACAACAAGAAGACGCGCAUCAUCCCCCGGCACCUGCAGCUGGCCAUCCGCAACGACGAGGAGCUCAACAAGCUGCUGGGCAAGGUGACCAUCGCGCAGGGCGGGGUGCUGCCCAACAUCCAGGCCGUGCUGCUGCCCAAGAAGACCGACAGCCAUAAGGCUAAAGCCAAGUAAACGCAUCUAGGACUAAUCAGGAAGCAAAAUGGACCAAAAAAAAAAAAGGCUCUUUUCAGAGCCACCCACAGUGGUCAUAAGGGACUGAGUCACUCUUUGCUUUCGGUUUUUCUAGGGAAUGCGGACACAAA
This is a messenger RNA of Haliaeetus leucocephalus (bald eagle), 371 nucleotides long. RefSeq names its product histone H2A-IV-like. The record is from RefSeq and is a predicted model, not a curated record. Gene Ontology annotation, molecular function: DNA binding; protein heterodimerization activity; structural constituent of chromatin. The transcript has a single exon. The annotation marks the transcript as partial. Gene Ontology annotation, cellular component: nucleosome. NCBI's taxonomy places the organism in Eukaryota, Metazoa, Chordata, Aves, Accipitriformes, Accipitridae.